AUGGAAGCACCACUAUUCAAACCUAUACAUGAUGUUAUAAGAAUAAAAAAGAAAGAACAUGAUGUUAAUAUAAAAUCCGAUAUAUAUAAAAAAUUUCUUGAAUUAAAAAAGGAAGCUUAUAUAAACCUAGAAAACAAAAACAUCAAAGUGAUUAUAUAUGAAAAUAUGAAUUAUGACGACAUAAAAAAAAAAGAAAAAGAACAUGAGAAUUAUAAUAGUAAAAGUAGUAAUAGUAGUUUUUGUGAUGAAAAAUGUAAUGAAGACAUUAAUAAAAAUAUAAAAAGAGAUAAUGUAUUAAAGAAAAAUAUAAAAGAUGAUAAUUAUAAUGAUGAUGAAAAUAAUAAGAAUAAUAUACAGAAUGAUGAAAAAGAAUAUAUUGAUGAUGUAGUAAAAGAAGAAAAAAAAAACACAAAAGUUUUAGGUACGUUAAAAAUAUUAUAUAAUUUUUAUGUCAACUUAUUUGAUAAAUUAAAAGAAGAUGUAGAAAAUAUACAAAAUAAUACAAAUCAUAAUAAUAUAGAUUUAUUUAGAGAUAUAAAUCUUUACACAAAUUAUAUAUCUAUGUUUGACAUUUUAAAUUUAUGUGAGGAUUUGCAUAUUAUAAAAAAUUUUAUUAAUUCUAAGAAGGAAUGUGAAUUAAUAUGGAUACUUACCCUUAAUUAUUUUGAUAAUAUUAAAGAAAACGUUUUUCAGAGGUAUAGACAUAAAAUAAAUGUAACUUAUAAGGGAAGAAGUACGUUAGAAGGACAAGAUGAAAAAGGAUUACAAGAAGAUACUACAAAGAAUAUUGAAAAAAAAGAUAUAAAACAAAUGAAACAAAUGAAACAAAUAGAACAUGAAGAUAAUAAUGAUAAUGAUGAUGAUAAUAAUGAUGAUGAUAAUAAAAAUAAUCAUAAUAAUAAUCAUAAUAAUAAUCAUAAUAAUAAUCAUAAUAAUAAUCAUAAUAAUAUUAAGGACAAAAAAAAAGAUACACAUAAUGGAAAAAUAAAAGAAAAAAGUGAUAAUUCCUAUGUACAGAAAAAUAAUAAUAAUUCUUAUUAUAAUUAUAAUUAUAAUUAUAGCUAUAGUCAAGACAUACAUAAUCAGGAUACUUAUUACACAGAUGAAAACCACAAUAUUAAAGAAUAUAUUUAUGACCAUUUACAUGAUAAAGAAAAUUGUAUAAUGUAUAGAAAAGUUAAUUUUUUUAUAUUUGUUUAUAUUUUAAUAUAUAUUAUAAAAACAAGCACAAGAAAAAUUCAAGCCAUUAAAGAUGAUAUUAAAAAAGUAAAAAGCUUUUUCUUCUUUUUAAAUUUAUAUGAGAAAAAAAAAACUAUGGAAAUAUUACAAAAUAUAUAUAAAGAUAAAUAUUUACAGUUCUUUCAAAAUUAUAGAGGAAAAGAGGAAAUAGAAGAAUACAGAAAAAGAAAAAUUUUUCGUCAUAAAUUCUCUUUUUAUAAUAUUAAUAAAAUAUUGUAUGACAAAGAUGAUUUGAUAAAACUUAAAAAUAAAAAUAUACAACGUGACAAAGAAAAUAAAAAAAAGGGAAAUCGUCAAAUUGUAAAAAAUGAAAAUUAUCAUAUUGUAAAAGGAAUGAAGAAUGAGCCACAGGAAAUAAAAGAAAAAGAGAAAGAAAAGGAACCCAUUUUAAAUAUACACAACAAAAUAGAUGAUGAGGAGGGAAAAGAAAAAAGGGAAGAUGUUAAUAAAUACGAGUUAACUAAUUAUAUAGAAACUAUUGAUAUGAAGGAAGAAAAUAUAAAAGGUAAGUUUGUUCAAGAAGAAAAUAAAAAGGAUACAAUCAUAAAAGAUCCAAAAAAAAAUAAUGAAAAUAAUAAAAACAGUAACAGUAGUUGUUGUGGAAGUAGUAGUAGCGAUGACCAUGGUAAUCAUAAUAAGAAUAAUGUCCUCUUAAAUCAAUAUAUUUUUGAUUAUAUAUUUAAAAAUUAUUGUUAUAAAAAAAAAUACUGGAAAGUCAGAGAUGGUAUAUGUGUAGACUAUGGUAUCAUAAAAAAAGAAAAGAAGAAAUUUAAAAUAGACAUAUAUAAUCAUAGUAAAUAUAAUAUAAAUGUAGAUAUAGAUAUAGACAAAGAAUUACCUUUACUAGUAAUAUUUAAAGAUAAAUUAUUUUGUAUUAAUUCAAAAUAUUCAAUAUAUUUACAAGUGGAUAAUAAUGAAAAUGUGGGAGAAAAACUAGGUUGCAUCCAUGUUAAAUGUAAAUAUAAAAAUGUACAUAAACAAGAAACCUUUUUCAAAAUACCUGUAUAUAUCUGUUUAGAAUAA
Molecule: messenger RNA, 2262 nt
Organism: Plasmodium falciparum 3D7
Lineage: Eukaryota; Apicomplexa; Aconoidasida; Haemosporida; Plasmodiidae
Source: RefSeq, a predicted model, not a curated record